Messenger RNA from Macrobrachium nipponense, 2370 nucleotides. RefSeq lists its product as uncharacterized. The coding region runs from base 1 to 2370 and encodes 789 amino acids. The record is from RefSeq and is a predicted model, not a curated record. The transcript has a single exon. Lineage: Eukaryota; Metazoa; Arthropoda; Malacostraca; Decapoda; Palaemonidae.
AUGAAGGAUUCGUCCAUGGAGGAAAUCGAGAACGUCGGAACUGACCACCUCAAGGAUAAAAUUGAAGGUCUGGAAUACGAAAACAACCAACUAAAGGAAAUGGUCCAGACUCAAAUGGCGGCGAUGGCUCAACGGAACAGUGAGAUCGAAUCACUUGUUAAUCUCGUCAAAGAAAUAUUAGUAGGUGACGGCGCGGAUUCAAAAGGGAAAGACAAAAUGGCCGCCAUUCGGGGGGAAGGCUGCGCCGAACGACUGAAGGAAGGAGGCAGUAGCCCGAAAUGUGAUGCUGGACUGGGACUUCUCCGCGACUUGAUCUUCGAGAUGAGCCACGAGUUAGCGGGACUUCGAAUGCACAAGCUGCAAGUAAACGAAUUGUUUGGUCUGGCGAACGCAAGGGCCCACCAGAUCGAAGAACAAGUCGAACAAAUUAUCGAGCUCAACGGGGAAGUUUCCCGACGAGAGAACUGGCUCGCGACAGCUAAUGAGAAGCUGGUAGUGUUGGAACGCGAGCUCGUGAACGAACAAAAGAAAACAGAGGAAGUGAAACAUUUGAGAGAGGAAUUGGCUGCGGCUAAUUUCAAGAUAGACAGACUUCAGGAGGACAAUUGCCAGAAGGAAAAACGAAUCUUGGAGGUGGAGAGACGAUUAGAAGACCUGGCAAACAAAUUCGAGGAGAGGAGCGCAAAACUGGAGAUGGAGGGUCAGGAAGAGAGACUUAGAGAAGAGAGGCACUCAGGAACAGACCUGUGUAAGGAAAUAGAGGCUUAUAAACAACAGAUAAUUGCGGAACUCGAGCAUUCAAAGAGACGCACGAAAGAGGCCUCUAAGGAAAAGCUAGAGACCAGUGCAUCGCUCUGCCAAAGUUCCUUCGGAAAGGAAAUUGUAAUUGAGUUAGGAAGACUUAAGGAGCAACUGUGCUUUAGGAAGGAGUCGAAAACUCCACGUCUGGGAGGUCACGUAGAAAUGCUGGCGACCGAAGACCCAAGGCAAUUGAGGAGCUCUGGAGAAACAGAUAAGGCAACUGACAUCACAGAAUGCUUCCAUGACAAAGACUUACAAGAGGUUCAGGGGUCAAAGGACAGGGGUAUGCAGAGUUUGAGUGAAGUGAUUGAUCACCUCUUGAAACUGCAGAGAACAGAGGAAAACGACGACGCAGCAGCUGUGGUGAAAAUGGUUGCCAAGCUACGAAAACAAAAGAAGAUCCUGGGGUUCAGCAAAGAAGACAUGGCCAAUAAAGCACAUAUUGAUGUUCACAUCCAUGUCCUCAACAGAGCGCGAGGAAAGGAUGUCCAAACUCAGUUGGAUAAGAUUCUUGAAUGCAUGUGCCAACGCAUGUGCCAAUCACAACCUGCCACUGAGGACGUCAGUAUUCUGCAAAACACCAUCGUACCGGCACCUAUCCAGGAGGAAAAAGACAGGUCAGAUGCAGCGAAAAUGGUUGCCGACCUUCGAAACCAAAAGAGGCUCCUGGGAUGCAUGAGGGAAGACAUGGCCAUGAAAGCACAUCUUGAUACUCACAUCCAUGUCCUUAACAGAGCACGAGGAAAAGAUAUUCAUACCACAAUGAAUAACAUUCUCGAGUGCAUGUGCCAAUCAAAACUUGCUGCUGAGGAUGACAAUAUCCUGGAGUGCAACAUCCUAUCAGCAGCUCCCCAGGAGGAAGAAGUCCUCCUUGAUUCCACUCAUGAGGAGGUCCUAACUACCAAACAAGAAACCUCCAGUAUUCCAAAGGAAGUCCUGGGAACAUCCAAAACAAUUAUCUCUUCAGAGGACUUCAUAUUCAUCUCAGAAGACCUCUGUCUCACUCCCCAGGCCGCCUCAAUUGUUCCAGAAGACCUCUGUCUCACUCCCCAGGCCGCCUCAAUUGUUCCAGAAGACCUCUGUCUCACUCCCCAGGCCGCCUCAAUUGUUCCAGAAGACCUCUGUCUCACUCCCCAGGCCGCCUCAAUUGUUCCAGAAUUACCUCUGCUCUCACUCGCCCAGGCCGCUCAUGUCCAGAAGACCUCUGUCUCACUGCCGCCUCAGUUGUUCCAGAAGACCUCUGUCUCACUCCCCAGGCCGCCUCAAUUGUUCCAGAAGACCUCUGUCUCACUCCCCAGGCUGCCCCAAUUGUUCAAAAAGAGCUAUUCAUUACGAAACAAAGGGAUGCCUUCCAUGUCGAGGGAGCAGCCAUCAGUGGGGAUGAACAAGAACUCCAUAAUGAUAGGGAGGCCCUUAAUAUGGAGAGACUGGCUCAAAUUAGGGAGAAAGAAGCCUUUGCUUCAGAAAGAGAAGCCUUCUACAGAGAAAAAGAAAUAUUUGAUGAGGGCAAGGAUGCCUUCCAAAGAGAGAUGGCAACUUUCUAUAGGGAAAAGGAAGAAUUUCAUAUGA